Molecule: messenger RNA, 2548 nt
Organism: Fundulus heteroclitus (mummichog)
Lineage: Eukaryota; Metazoa; Chordata; Actinopteri; Cyprinodontiformes; Fundulidae
Product: cytosolic 5'-nucleotidase 3
Exons: 9
Coding region: 166-1083 (305 amino acids)
Cellular component (GO): cytoplasm
Molecular function (GO): 5'-nucleotidase activity; magnesium ion binding
Source: RefSeq, a predicted model, not a curated record
CCACUGACAUAAAAAAUGAAUGAUUGAAGAUGAGAGACACCAGACCAGACACAACAAGGCCCUGAGUUACUGCAGCAAUGUGGUGUGGCAUUGAGGCAAUCAGGAAGUGACGCCACACUGAUGCAGCUAAUCCUGUUUGUUGUUGUCAAACAUUUUACCUAAAAAAUGAGCCCCAAUCGAGUGCAUGUACUGUACAGUACACGGAGAUACUUUUCGAUUCCAGAGCUGUCCAGUGAAUCCGUGUGGAUGAAGGAUCGUCAGAGGGUGGAAGAGAUCCUGCAGUCCAUGUCAAAGGAUGGCCCCAACACCCUACAGGUGAUCUCAGAUUUUGACAUGACCCUGACGAGAUUCUCAUACAACGGGAAGCGAUGUCCCACAUGUCACAAUAUUCUUGAAGGCAGCAACGCCAUCUCCAACGAAGCUCGCCAAACGCUGGACGAUCUUCUCCACACUUAUUAUCCGAUAGAGAUCGACAUUUCACGGCCAGUUGAAGAGAAGCUGCCGUUGAUGGUGGAGUGGUGGACUAAAGCUCACGAGCUUCUUGUGCAGCAGCGCAUCAAGAAAGACGAGCUGGCCGAGGCGGUGCGUCAGUCCGAAGCAAGGCUGAGGGAGGGCUACGAGUGUUUCUUCGACUGCCUUCACGAGCACGCCAUCCCUCUGCUCAUCUUCUCCGCUGGCAUCGGAGACAUCCUGGAAGAGGUGAUACGGCAAGCGAACGUCUUCCACCCCAACGUCAAAGUCAUCUCCAACUACAUGGACUUUGAUGAAUCUGGGAUCUUGAGGGCUUUCAAAGGAGAGUUGAUUCACAUCUACAAUAAAAGGGAAGGUGCGCUGCUCAAUACGGGCCAUUUCGAGGAGCUCCGUUCUAGACCCAAUGUCCUGCUGAUGGGGGACUCUCUUGGGGACCUAGACAUGGCUGAUGGAGUUCAGGACAUGAAGAACAUCCUCAAGAUCGGGUUCCUAAAUGACAAACUUAAGGAGAGGAAACAGUCCUAUAUGGACUCCUAUGACGUCGUGUUGGUGGGCGAUGCAUCCUUGGAAGUUCCCAAUGCUGUCAUUCGCUUUCUUACUGGUAACAAGUGAACCGUUUUGUCAUCUGCGGGUGUAAAGCACUCCAGGACCUUCAGCUGAGCGGCAACAUGCUGCCAGCGGUAUUCAGGGUCUAAUUAAAAACCAUCUAAGAGUAAUACGGUGCCUUGCAAAAGUAUUCACACCCCUUGACCUUUUUCUUUUCUUUUUUUUUAAUAUUUUGUAAUGUAUCCACAAAAUUUAUCUAAAUUUUAUGUGAUAGCCCCGCACAGAUAUGUGUAUACUUUUGAAAUGGUAAGAAAGAGUAUUGGGCUUUUCAUUUUCAAAUCAAUACUUUUCUUUUUAGAAGCACCUUCUGUUAAAAUACACCUGCAGGUCUUUUGGAUACCUCUCCGCCAGCUUGGUGUAUCUAGAGAACAUAAUUUGAGCCAAUUCUUUGAGAAAUAGCUCCAACCCAAUCAGAUUGCACGGAGAGAGCAUCAGUAAACGACAAGUUUCAAGUCUUACCACAGAUUCUUAACUGGACCUAUGUCUGGACUUUGACUAGGCCAGUCUAACUCCCGAAACUUUAGACUUUAGACUAUUUAGGGUCUUUGCUCCGUCCCAGUCCCGGGUCUUUUGCAGCCUCUAACAGACGCUCUUCUCGGACAGCCCUGCAGUUGGCUCCGUCCAUCUUCCCUAAUCCCCGAAUAAGCAUCUCCGCAGCAUAAUGCUGCCACCACAGUGCUUGUGGUAAGGUUGCAAUAGUUUUCCGUCACAUGUUGUUUUGCAUGUAGGCCAAAAAGUUCAGUUUCUUGGUUAUGUGGAAAUAAGUCAGGAAAAGUUCAAGAGGUAUAGAUACUUUUUGCAAAACACUGCAUACGGUUGAUUUUACUUUACAAAGAAACUAAGUACACCUGGUUGAGUCUGUAAAUGACUUAGUUUCAAAGCUCACUACUGACACAUCAUAAAACCUGUCUAUUGGGUAAAGUGGUUUUGGGUCCAUUUGGACCCUUUUGGAUUUUGUGGCGGCCAGUUAUGUGUGUAUGUGGAAAUUAUUGGUGUUUUUUCUUUUUUUGUUUAAAUGUUUCCGUUUUUUAAAGUAAGACAGCUGUUAAAAACGCACAAAAUGAACAGGCAGCACCUUAUUCUCACAUUAGACUUUGACAAGAUUUACAACCUCUGUAUGCACAGUAAAGUUUCUGUCUGAAACAUUUUAAUCUGAAAUCUCAAAUGCUUCAACAUUUUUUUUUCCUCUGUCUCUAAUUUCUUGAUCAAAUAAAGAGAAAUAUUUCUUUUAAAGGACCGGUUUCUUUACAGUCUGUAUCGUCAGAGUGCUCCUCAUUUUUUUUAACAACUUGUACGAUCUUAAGGAGAGGGAGUUUUGAAAUGCAACAGAAGUUCUUUCAAAGUUUGUGGUUUUUUUUUUUUUCUGGUCUUUUCCAACCUUUGUGAGCAGUCUGUUCUGUUUUGAACCUUUAAGAUUUAUUUGGUCUUUUCAUCUCAAUAAACCCACAUCUGUCAAGCUAUGCAAAAAUAA